AUGGCGAGUGGAACGAAGAAGCGACGAAAGUCGCGAUCGCCAGUCCGUGAUACAGCUUCGAAACGCGCACGUGUAUCUAAAGCUAGCACGCCGAGUCGCUCCAACUAUACCGAACGUGAAUCCCAAUCCUCACGCGCUGGAUCAACAAAGAAUACAUACCCAGCGCCGAGGCCAGACAGAGCGUUCUCUCUACCCACCGGAGAAGAUUGGGUGUUCCGUGUUAGGGUCAUAUCAUCCGCGACCGACCUCGGCAAUGAUCUUUUCAAGGAUGCAGUACAAGGACUCGUCCGGACCUGCUUCCCUGACGGCAUCCUGGAUCAGCUGGGAUCACACGUCAUGGAACAGCACAUGCGCGAGGAGAAGGCGCCAGAAGAGAACAUACGCAGGAUGGCAGAGAUCUUUCGUAUCGAGAUGAUACAGCGCAUGGCCUCAAUGGUUGCCGAGCAUCUCGUUACUGCGGCCGAAGUCGACUCGGUACUGGAAACCAUGCUGACUGCGAGCGCAAGAGCUCAAGGGGAUAACAUUGGAGAGGACAUCUUGGGUCACAUCACUGCAAACCUUCUACGAUUGAAAGCAAGAGCCCCGGAACACUCGACCGAAUGGCUAGCCAGUGGUAAGGCGGAACGCAAAGAUGACAGCAGCGAUGGAGAUGUGAGCGUUGGCGAUGUCUCUGAAGAGGAGCCUAAAUUCUUCGCAAGGACCAAGAAACGCAUACAACGCAAUAAGAAGGAACAACGCGUGCGUUCGACGACUCCAGAUAAUAUCGCGGACGACGUUGAACUGGAUGUCGAUCUACCCGCGGCUUCGAAUAAACACAGAAGCCGGAAGACUAAAGACAAGAAAAUCUCUUCCAAUUGGAAAUGGAACAUCGAAGCGAAAGAGCUUGCAGAUGAAGACGUGGCUGAAGCUUUUCCACGCACGAGCGACUUGUUUGCUUAUCAUGCGCUGCCUAUUACCAGACGAAAACUUGGAUCGCACGUAUCACUGAAAGAGACACGAUGUGAGAUGCAGACAUUGCUUGAUGAUAUGCCCCAGGACGAGUUUGAGAAGUGGGUUGAGAGCUUACAGAAGCUUUACAACGGCGAUCGCGAAAUGCUAGUACGACAAGACGUUGCUAGUUCAAGUGUUGACCGGCAGAUCACUCGCGUCACUCCAGCGCCAGUCGAAUUCCGCAAGAAGGCUGGGAAGAGCACGAAAACAUCAUCAGGUAGUUCGGAUCGAUCGAAGGGACGCGCGACUAAUGCCGAGAUUGCUGUUGAGGAGACAGUCGUCAAAUUGGAGACAGCAGUAGGACUGAGUGGAAGGACAGACGAUGUAUCAGGUACUCGUGUUGCGGAAACAACAGCUGCCUUCCGCCAAUUGUCAACAGAAGCACGAGACACUAGUCGACCACUGUCCAGCGUAGAAGCAGCAGGUGGGCAAACCCACUCGGACCCUCAGAGUAAUGGCACUUUCGACAGUGCUUUCGGGAUGCCAGUACUCAGUCUGCUCUGGGGAUCGGACAGUCUGAAUGCCACUGAAUGCAUGAGUGAGUCUGUCCGCAUCACGCAAACAAUCAUGAGCAACCUGAGACAUCGCAUCUCCGCAGAUCGCAUUGUCGUGAGCGGCUUAGGUGGCGCGAACAAGACUCGCACAACGUCUGAGCUUCAUAACACUAUCGCCAGUGCUUUCCCAAAACCUGGCUCUAAGUAUAGCUUCAUGAGGAUCAAGAAGGAUAUUGAGGCGGCUCUGGUCCCAUGGGUCAUCGCGGAGCCGAGCGCUUUCCCCGAAUUGAAGGCCAUGCCUUUCGUCUUCGCCCACAUCGUUCCAUCGGUGCCAGCUGUCCUCAACCUUCUCUUCGGCUCCUGGCCCGUUGUAUCCGCGUUGAGUGGAUCUGAGAUGUGGAACGUCAUCUUACGAACUCUCCAGCGACGCGGUAUCUCCGAGGCAUCUGUAGGAGCUGCCAACAUCGACUGCUUGCAGAUCGACAGUCUUUGCGAUAAAGUCAAACACCCUGAGAUGACGCGACGUGCUCUCCUUGAACGAGUCAUGCGUCGCUUAGCCUUCUCGCACAGGGAGAACUUUCCGGAGCUGAAAGCUACACCUGUCGUAACGACUUGGGAGAGAAAGACAGGAUUGAGGUGGUGA
This is a messenger RNA of Alternaria metachromatica, 2127 nucleotides long. RefSeq lists its product as uncharacterized. NCBI's taxonomy places the organism in Eukaryota, Fungi, Ascomycota, Dothideomycetes, Pleosporales, Pleosporaceae. The record is from RefSeq and is a predicted model, not a curated record. The transcript has 6 exons. The coding region runs from base 1 to 2127 and encodes 708 amino acids.